AUGGCGUCUCCCUCAGUGAACGGUGGAAGAGGAGGGGGAGGUGAGGAAGUGGCUCGGGAGUCAGCGAGCGGCGCUGCCAUUCGCUUUCAAGAGGUAGAUUAUUCUUCUUCAGGCUCUGAUUUAUCGGAAAAUGUAGGCCCAGGAGACAGCGACGACAACUCGCGCGCAUGUGAUGUUGGACACUCUGGCUUAGAGGAUUCUGAAACCACUGGGCAGCCUGCCAGAGGGCCACCCAAGCAAAAGCCUGCGCCCAGCCUUGUUGCGGAAGCACUACGAUGCACAGCCCCAUUUGGCUUAGUGCAGAGCCCUACUUGGUCUUUACCACCACUAACAGAAGGAAAGUUCAGCGCUGAGUACCAAAGAAGGCGCCGCCCACCACGGAUCCUGCAUUCCUUCGUAAGUGAUCGUGAGCAAAGAGCCCGCGAGUCUGCUACCCGGAUAACGAGACGCAGCCGUGAGAAGUCUCUCUCAGCACUUCAGCGCAUAUCUACUUCAGAGGCAGCAGUGCCCAAACACGUGAGCUUCCUGUACGACACGUACAUGAACAACUCGCCUUCAUCAGGUGAUCGCGAUACUAAGGGAAGUACCUGCUCCGCUAAGGCAGUAGAGAGCCUGAUGGCAGUGCACACCGAAAACGAAAACUCUGCAGCACAGAACCAGGAUUUGGAUGAAAACGGCUACGCGGACCUGACAAAAGUGAGAACAGAGCGAGACGCUGUGGCGUUCUUUGCCCGGCACGGAAGCACAACCAAAACUAAGUUUUUGUUCUGCAAUAGGGCGCCCACCGACCCACUUGAGUUCGAACCCUACAAGCUCGUCGUGGUGCCACAAAAUCAAAUCAAUCCCGAGCAUUUCACAAUAUCAGAGACUGCAGUAAUGCACGUCUGCCCGGGUAAACCGUCAGAAUGCUUUCGACAAGACGAGUGGAUGCGGCAAGCGUUCGUUCACUCCCUGCUGCGAACCCUUCCAUUUUUCAAGACCUUCGUUGCCCGCAAGGCGUUGUGCCUGUGGAGCCAUGCGUCGAGAAAGCACGUCUUCGAAGAGCGAAGAGAAAUGCUGUGCAGGACGCUAUUUAUAGCAAAACCCAUUUACUGCAAACACCUCUUGCCAAUCCACAGGGUCCUCGCUGGCGUCAGCGAAGUCAAAUUAGUUGAGCUGCAGCCUGGAUUGUACGAUAUUUCUCAAUUUACUGCACAGCAGCACACUGUGCGCUCGGACCCGAAGAUUGGAGCCAGCAAAGCGUUAGAGGUCAAACAGGCGGAAGCACGGACUUUGCUUGUUGAGCUGAUGCGAAAGCUUGAGGAGGCAACGCAACUGCCAGAAGUGGACCCGAUGCACGCCUGCUCCCCAAAUAAGGGGAAAUCCAUCUUUCAGGCAAAGCGAGAGGCAGUAGAACAAAAACGACUUAUCCGACAGGCGUACAAGAACCAGGCGCUUUUCGGGCAGUUUGUCCUCCUGAUAGAUCUCAUUUUCACCAUGCGGCUAGCCAAGGCUGUCACUAAGGCGGCAGCAACGAUGUUGGAGCGCCUUGGCACUGAGGAAACUUGUGCAAAACUCUUUUCUGUCAAUGUUUGCUUCGGUAGUACAAAAGUAGAGCUCGAUCCCGGCCGUCCAGCUUUCGUCUCCAUGCACCACGAGUGGUGGGAAGGAAUUGUUUCCACCGUCAGCGGCGUUCUGCUACUCAGCCAAUGCCGCCAAUUUGAAGACUCCGUUACACAAGGUCCUCCACUGAGUUUGGAAUCGUUGCUCGCUCAGUCGAAGCAUCUGCAGCUAAUGAAGAAGAAACCGGUGUGCUGGCACGACCGUUGUGUGCCUCGCAGGCAGAUAUAUGAGUAUGGACAGAACUGGGAUGAGACUGCAUUCGCCGAAUCAGUCAGUGGGCAUGAUGAAUUGUCCACCGAGAUGGAGCUUAUUUCAGAGUUUGAGGAAAAGCUUGACAAACUGAACCCAGUCCAUGUUGUUGGGCUGUUUUCCAUAGAGGCACGGAGCCUCAAAUCGUCGCUGCAACCCAUUACGGAGAAGGCGCUUACUUUCAUGAAACGGCUUCUGUGGAGACUCAUGAAAGAGCACGUACGAAGUACCGCCAGUCGCUUUGAAUCCAUAAACAAACGCCUCGAUGAACGGCCAACGAAGCUUGUCCCUUUUGCUUCUUUCGUGAGUAGUUGCAACGAGAUCAAGGCUCAAAUUGAAGACCUUGAUCGGGACAAGGCAGCUGCUGAGGAAAUGUUUUCUCUUUUGAAGCAAUACGGUGUUCGGCUAGCCGUUGAAGAUACAAUUCAGCUUGAAAAUAUGUUGAAGAGUGCCAAUGAGUUUGAAACGUUCAAGCUACUGGAUGCAGCGGAGCAUAUACGGAAUAAUCUACAAACGAUGAAACUCGAGCUACAGUCAAAGACAGAAGAGGUUGAGAAAGAGAUGCAUGAGCUAAACAAGCUUAUCAAAGACGAAGAGUUUGCUAAGCUAGAGGCACUAGAUGAAGCAACGAAAUCGUACGAGCAAUUGAAAGCUUACGAACAGCGCAUCACCUUCGCCUAUGGCAAGGCAGAGACCCUUAGAAGUAUGGCGGGGCUCCUCGCUCCAGAGGCUCCUGCAGUCAUAUCCAAGCAAACGGAAGAAACACUCCGCCUCAUCAAACCCAAAGUGGAAAUGUGGCACCAGAUCUGCUCUUGGCAGACCGAUACGGAAAAGUGGCUUGGCGUGCCUUUGGCUUCACUGGAUGCUGAGGAAAUUGAGGUUGGAAUAAAGAAGUAUUUAAAGGAAGCUUGUAUAGCUCUGCAAAAUUUCCCUGGAGACCCUGUCGCAGCAGAAUUCAAAAAACAAGUUGAAAGCUGGCUCUCCCGCCUGCCGCUUAUUUUGGACUUGGGGAAUCCUGCACUUAAGCGACGGCACUGGGAAACAAUCUUCGAUGAACUUAAACAACUGGACCAAAUGGACAUCUCUUCUAAACGCGACUUUAUUAACGAAAUCUCCACACUGGCCUCUGUGCAACAGUCUCUUGGCCAGACGAUGGACAAGAUUACAGAGGUCUGGGAAGCACGAGAGCUAUUGGUAAAACCAUUUGAUGAAGAUCCAAAUGCCUUCAUUCUCGGGGAUCACUUGAGCUCGAAUGUGGUUGACUGCAUCGGGGAUAAUUUGAAUGCGAGGCAUCCUAAAGAUGACGGCCAGGCUCUCUGUGACAACUGCGCUGUAGAGGAAUUGGCACAACUUCAGCGCCAAUGGAUCGGGCUACAGAGCAUUUUCGGCAAUGUGGAGGCUCUGGAACAGCUGCCUGAAGAUUCUGAGGCAUUUGAGCGGGUCGAUGGCUUCUGGAGAGCCUACCUCAGAAGAAUCCGAGGCGAGCAGUCUAAUGUCAUAGCAGUUGUGGAGGAAGAAGGCCUCUACGAACUUCUUGCGGAAAAAAAUGGGAUAUUAGCUGCGGUACAGCGUAAGCUGGAGGACUACCUUGAUCUGAAGCGGAUGGCCUUUCCCAGGUUCUAUUUCCUCUCUAGGGAGGAGCUAAUUAAGAUUGUAUCUAAGGCCAAACAGCCCAACGCUUUGCAGCACAGCUUUCAAAAGUGCUUUGAUGGAAUCCGCGCUGUUGCUGUGGCAUCAAAUGGGACAACGAUAGAAGGCCUCUAUUCUGCGGACGGGGAUAAAUUAGACCUGGACUCGCCCGUUAGCACUCUAGCUCCCGUCCAACAAUGGUUUACAGCACUUGAAACCGCCAUGGUAGCAUCCUUGAAGCGUCGCCUAAAGGUCGCAUUACAAAGCCGAGCUGGUGGAGGGCAGGAUGUGCAACACUGGGUGUAUGAGCACCCUGCACAGUGCGUAUUGACCGCAGCGAUGAUAUAUUGGUGCUCCAACACGGAACAUGCUCUGCAACUCAUGCAGUCGGAUGGAGAUUACGCCGCCUUUGAAGAUUGUUUGAAAGAAACGAACAAGGAUAUUCAGCAGCUUGCGAUGCUUAAUGCACAGACAGCGGAUUCAUCAUCUCAAACGUUAGCCCAGUCUCUCCUUGUUUUGAUGGUGCAUGCCCGAGACAUCCUAAAUUCCUUGCAUCAAUCAAAGGACAUAGGCCCUUCAUGCUUUGAAUGGAUAAAACAGCUGCGUUAUUACUGGCACUCAGAGGAUGAAGACUGUGACAUGGAACAGCUCCAGGCAAGACUUGUAAUCACUCCCCUUACUGAUAAGUGCUUCAUGACGGUUACUUCCGCCUUGCAUCUUGGGUACGGGGGAGCGCCUGCUGGGCCGGCUGGAACAGGUAGGGAGGACCCUCUCGUGCAGAUAGCGCCAAAGAAAAAACUAUUUGCACUGAUGAAGUCGCAGAACCUUCAUUACCAUCGCCGUGCCUUGCAGGGAAAGGGCCGGAGCCGUCGUUGCACGCAUAAACCUGUCCAUAUACUCUGCGACACAGGCAAGACAGAAACGGUGAAGGACUUGGCGAAGGCCCUUGGUGUACCUUGCCUUGUAUUUAAUUGCUCGAAAGAAUUGGACCAUCAUGUAAUGUCCCGCCUGUUCCGCGGCCUUGCCCAAACUGGGGCGGUAGGAAUUUGCAUUACCAACAAUCCAGGUUACGCUGGUAGGACGGAGCUUCCUGAAAACUUGCAGUCGCUCUUUAGACCGAUUUCAAUGGUCAAGCCAGACUUCACGCUGAUUGCCGAGGUUCUCUUGCUUGCCAACGGCUUCAUCACUGCCAGUGCACUGGCAACCAAGGUGGUGGAGGUUUUUUCAAUCGCAAGCGCUUUACUUAGCCACCAGACUCAUUACGACUGGGGACUAAGAGCAAUGAAAGCCGUGUUGAUUAAUGCUGGAGAGGUGAAGAAGAGGCUGCCUGCUCUGGAUGAAGCAGGUGCUAUGAUGCACGCGCUGCGAUCUAUUGUGCCAAGACUUGUAAAGGAAGACGUUCCUGCUUAUUUGGGUCUCGUCGCCGACAUGUUCCCCCAACAGACGGUGCCCAGACCAUCUGAUGAUCCGUUGAAAUUCGCGUUUGAAGAAAUUCUCCAAGAACAGCAUCUCCAGCCUUUACCUAGCUUUGUAGAAAAGGCAAUGCAGCUACAUCAGACCCAACAACUCAGGCACGGAGUCCUGGUGGUCGGAGCUCCGGGAGCAGGGAAAUCAACCCUGAUCCUUGGUCUGUCAAGGGCAUUAUCUCAAGUUAACGCGAAAAGCGAGACUCAAACGCCUGCUGAGAAUGCUCAACAUGGAAGCGCCAAAGAACAAAACGGUAAAUGCGAAGUGUUACGGAUAAAUCCCAAAGCAAUGGAGGAGACGCUCCUCUUCGGCAGGUUGGACCCCAACACCACCGAGUGGCUCGACGGAAUCGUAGCAACGCGGGUUAGGAACGCCCUUGCUUCACAAAGCAUUGCCCAUAGUUGGAUUGUUUUCGACGGGCCUUUAGAUCCAAACUGGGCAGAGAACUUAAACUCUGCUUUAGACGACAACAAGAUCCUAUGUCUCAGCAAUGGCGAGCGCAUUCUGCUGCCGAGCAACCUCAAAUUUUUCUUCGAAGUUGCUGACUUGGGAGCUGCGUCCCCCGCAACGGUUAGCAGAUGUGGAACUGUCUUUAUUGAGCCUGAGCAUCGAGGUUGGAUGCCCUUGUUCCAAUCAUGGAGACAAUCAUUUGAGGUGCAGAAAAACAAGUUGGCCUCAUUUGCUCCUCAAAUAGAGAGCUGGUGUGUCGCUACGUUCCGAAAAGCUCUCGAGUACAUACGUGAAAACUGCAAGCUAUUGACGCCAUGGAGCGACUCGUUCCUUGCAGCAUCAGUUUGCCGCCUCCUUACAGCCGUGCUAAGUAGGGAGGUUGGGCAGCCAAUUCCUGCAGAGCACGCAGCGGAACUGGCAAGCAUGUACUUCGUUGUUGCAAUGUCGUGGGGUGUUGGAGGACACCUGGGUGAUGCACACCGAGCUGGUCUCUCAAAAGCCUUGCUACCAGACCUUUGCAAGAUAUGCAAGCAGCUUAAGGGCUUGUUGCCUUCCACAACCAUAUAUGACAUAAUGCCUGAAGCCGAUACCUUGAAGUUCAAGAAUUUCGAUACAGUGAUCCCUAAAUACGCUUUGGAAGGAGGAGGCGGAUACGGAUGCUUGCUUAAUGGAAAGCCCGGUACUGGCAAGAGUGCACAUCUCCAAGAGUGCAUGAGAACUCCCGGCACCUUAGAGGUCUGCUGUAAAAUGGCGUUGGCACAUAGGACUACCACAGACGACGUCGAGGAUUUUUUGAUGUCCCGUUUUGUUAAGCGGCACCGGCGGUCGUUAGGACCGCCAUACGGCUCUCGAAUGCUGUUUUUAAUUGACGAUCUCGCAUCGCCUGUCCCUGAUACAUUUGGGGCUCAGAGGCCUCACCAAUUAUUGAGACAAAUUGUCGAGUAUGGAGGCUUUUUCGAACGUACUCGUUUCCAGUUUAUUCAUGUUGAAGACACAAGUACUGUUCUUGCCGGCGCAACGGACGUAGCAGGAACUAUAACAGACAUGCGGCUUCUUCGCCACUUUAAUGUUUUGUUCCAAGACGAGUUCUCUUCAGAAGAUACGAAGAAUAUCUUCACUCAAGUCCUGCGAGGAGCAUGGGCAAGAAGCCUGCCGGCCCUUUCUGGUUGUGCAGAAGAGAUAAUUGAAGCCACUGUAGCUGCAUAUGAACGGAUCACGUCACACUUGCUCCCGACGCCUCUCAAAUGCCACUACACUUUUACCAUACGAGAUAUUUCUAGAGCCCUGGAAGUCAUGCUUAUGGCUGACACUAGUAAACUUAAGACCAAAACUGACAUUGCCCGACUCUGGCUGCACGAAAUGCAGAGGCAAUUCGGAGAUCGGCUGGUGUCAAUAGAGGACCGAAAGUGGACGGAGCGCAUGCUAGUCAAACAAGUUUCGGCUACUCUGCAGCUAAAAAGUGAACUUGCAGACUGCGUUUGCUCUCAAAUUCUGUUCGGCGACUUUGCCCAGAUGAACUCCAGCAAAAGCUACUCGGAGAUUCUCGCUUCGGAAGAAGAAAUGAAUGAACUGCUCACUAGGCGAGACUUAGUCCUUGGCUGCCUAUCAUUGCUGGUUCACCUACCUCUAAAGUGGUGCAAAUUGGACACCCGAAUAUAG
Messenger RNA from Eimeria acervulina, 7056 nucleotides. RefSeq lists its product as hypothetical. The transcript has 25 exons. Gene Ontology annotation, molecular function: dynein light intermediate chain binding; minus-end-directed microtubule motor activity; dynein intermediate chain binding. The record is from RefSeq and is a predicted model, not a curated record. Gene Ontology annotation, biological process: microtubule-based movement. Lineage: Eukaryota; Apicomplexa; Conoidasida; Eucoccidiorida; Eimeriidae. The coding region runs from base 1 to 7056 and encodes 2351 amino acids. Gene Ontology annotation, cellular component: dynein complex.